Chrysochloris asiatica (Cape golden mole) is the source of this 600-nucleotide messenger RNA. It is a transcript of the gene RPP25, whose product is annotated as ribonuclease P/MRP 25kDa subunit. Gene Ontology annotation, biological process: tRNA 5'-leader removal. Gene Ontology annotation, molecular function: RNA binding. Bases 1 to 600 code for a protein of 199 amino acids. The transcript has a single exon. Gene Ontology annotation, cellular component: ribonuclease MRP complex. The record is from RefSeq and is a predicted model, not a curated record. NCBI's taxonomy places the organism in Eukaryota, Metazoa, Chordata, Mammalia, Afrosoricida, Chrysochloridae.
AUGGAGAACUUCCGUAAGGUGCGCUCAGAGGAGGCGUCGGUGGAGGGCGGGUCCGAGGGUGGGGGCCCGGGCUCCAGCCCCUUCGCAGACCUGGCACCUGGCGCCGUGCACAUGCGGGUCAAGGAGGGCAGCAAGAUUCGGAACCUGCUAGCCUUCGCCACUGCCAGCAUGGCGCAACCAGCCACGCGCGCCAUCGUCUUUAGCGGAUGCGGUCGGGCCACCACCAAGACCGUCACAUGCGCCGAGAUCCUCAAGCGCCGCCUGGCGGGCCUGCACCAGGUCACGCGGCUGCGCUACCGGAGCGUGCGCGAGGUGUGGCAGAGCCUCCCACCCGAGCCCACUCCUGGUCAUUCUCCAGGAGAGUCACCAACCAGUCUCAGUGUACUCAAGAAUGUGCCCGGGCUCGCUAUCCUACUUUCCAAGGACGCACUGGAUCCGCACCUACCUGGCUACCAGUGCCCAGACCCGAAUCCCGGUCCCUCAUCACCAUCGGCCGCGCCUACGCCCAAGAGGAGCCUAGGGGAACCCGCAACUGAGGAAGGCUCCGCUAAGCGGUCACAACUUGAGCCAGGUGCUGCGGACAAGGGCCGGAUAGCCUGA